UGCGUAAAGAGCCGCUUAUGCUGGACGCAAAAUGCUCUGCCCACCGGGCGCCGUCGCGUUUGCUGCCUGCGUUCCUCUCCAAGGAUGAUAAGGCGCAUGGAUGCACUCGCCCCAGACCUCGUUCCCUAAAUGUGAUAAUACCGACAUCGUUUUCUCCAACGAUCCUUAACCUUAUCUCUGGUUGUUUGUUUUUUCCCCCCCCUCGUGUGUGUCUGGAUUGUGUUCAUCUUUAACCGGCCACCACCGUAGCCCCCCGCGUUGCGUUGGCGCUGCGGAAUAGCCUGCAAGAACAAGAGCCAGCUCACAGCCGUGGAAACAAGCGAAUCAAUUUAGAGAAGAGAAAAGGAGAGAGACAGAUAGCGAGGUUGGAAAAGCAGCGAUCGGGAGAAGGGACGAGUGGAGAGAAAACAUCGACCUUAUACGCCGCAGCCGACCAAACAUUAAGUGAGAAGCAACAGCAUCCACAGAGACAACACAUCCAAGAGCAAACCCUCCCCCAAAUUGGAUUUCUAUUCUAAUAAUUGUCAUGGGAACAAAUGAUACAGAGUUCCCUAAAAUGAGUUGUUGAAAAGAACAAGGAGUUUGAUUGUCAAAAAAGCAUGAGCAGAGUAAAAUAAGAAUCUAUUAAUGAUAGAGUGUUUAAUAUAACAUUACGCUUUCCCCUCUCCAUUUUUAAACUGACUGCUUGAAAGACAAAAACAGAAUACAAGCAUAAAAUAUGAAUAUCACGAUAAGCACUUAAAUCCCCCUGUUUGGAGGUGACUUAUCAACUUCAUAGCAAUAGGGGUGGGUCAUGACUCAGUUGCCAUGCGUGCUGUCAUGGUGACCAGCCCCUGUACCCCUUCCCCCCUCCUCUGGUUGGUCCAGCUUUUGUUGUGGUUUCACAACCAUGGACCACAGCUGACAGAGGCAGCACCCGCGUGCCCCAGCCUUUGUACCUGCUCCAAUCAGGCGAGCCGUGUCAUCUGUACAAGGAAGAGUUUAGAUCAAGUCCCAGACAGUAUUUCAGAGAACACAAGAUACCUCAAUCUACAAGAGAACACAAUCCAGGUGAUCAAGUCUGACACAUUUAAACACCUGCGGCAUUUGGAAAUCCUCCAGCUCUCCAAGAACCACAUCCGGCAGAUUGAGGUGGGAGCUUUCAAUGGCCUUCCCAACCUCAACACGCUUGAGCUUUUUGACAACCGUCUCACAGUGGUACCGUCACAAGCCUUUGAGUACCUCAGCAAGCUAAGGGAACUAUGGCUACGAAACAACCCCAUCGAGACACUGCCGGCAUUUGCCUUUCACCGUGUUCCCUCAUUACGCCGUCUCGAUUUAGGGGAACUCAGGAAGCUGGAUUUCAUCUCAGAGGCGGCCUUCGAAGGUCUGGUCAACUUACGCUUCUUGAAUCUUGGCAUGUGCGGCUUGAAGGACAUCCCUAACCUCACCCCACUAGUACGACUAGAGGAGUUGGAGCUGUCAGGGAACCAGCUGGGGAUAGUCAGGCCUGGAUCCUUCCAGGGCCUAGUGUCGCUUCGCAAGCUGUGGCUAAUGCACUCCAGAGUGUCAGUCAUUGAACGAAAUGCUUUUGAUGACCUCAAAAACUUGGAGGAGCUCAACCUCUCCCACAACUCCCUGCAUUCCCUGCCCCAUGACCUCUUCACCCCUUUGCACCAGUUGGAGAGGGUACAUCUAAACCACAACCCUUGGGUCUGCAACUGUGAUGUUCUGUGGCUCAGCUGGUGGCUGAAAGAAACAGUUCCCAGCAACACCACAUGUUGUGCUCGAUGCCACGCGCCCCCAGGUAUAAAAGGCAAAUACAUUGGGGAACUAGACCAGAGCCACUUCACCUGCUAUGCCCCAGUGAUUGUUGAGCCACCCACUGACCUCAAUGUCACUGAGGGCAUGGCUGCUGAGCUGAAAUGUCGUACUGGAACCUCGAUGACCUCUGUGAAUUGGUUCACUCCGAAUGGCACUCUGAUGACCCACGGAUCAUACCGAGUAAGGAUCUCAGUGCUUCAUGACGGAACACUGAACUUCACAAACGUGACCGUGCAAGACACAGGGCAGUACACUUGCAUGGUAACCAACUCCGCGGGAAACACCACUGCGACCGCCGUGCUCAAUGUGUCUGCUUCAGACCCCAGCAACAGCUACAGCUAUUUCACCACUGUCACUGUGGAAACAGUGGAGACAGUGAGAGGAGACGAGGAAAACUCAGCAAGACAGUAUAUUAACGAGACGUUCAUAGAUUUUCUUAAUCCUACUGGCCAAAGAGGAGUGUUAGAGGGCCGACCUGGUAUCACUAUAUCGCCUUCUCUCUCCUCUCUUUCCUCACUCUCCCCACGAGCCAACAGAGCCACUGAAAAUGCAGUGACUGUGUCCAUAAUGGAUGUAACUAACAUUCCAGGCCUAGAUGAUGUAAUGAAAACAACUAAGAUCAUCAUAGGUUGCUUCGUGGCCAUUACCUUUAUGGCAGCUGUAAUGUUGGUCGUAUUCUAUAAAUUGCGUAAGCAGCACCAGCUACACAAGCACCACGGCCCUGCCAGAGCCAUCGAGAUUGUCAACGUAGAAGAUGAGAUUGGAGCCGGGGCCGGGAGUGGCAUCUCAGGCGGCUCAACAAUGAAUUCUGGCAGUGGAGAAGGAACCCUAAGGAGACAUCAUCCAGAAAUAGUCAACCUCCCCAAUAUUGGUCGCUCAGAUACUCUCAACCAUUACUACAAGACCCAUCAUUUCAACAACAACGUGAUGGGUCUUAGUCUCGGCUCCGACGGGAUGGGACCAGGGAUGAUGCUCAAUAGCAAGAACCAGCAACUCCAGGAUAUCCCCAUCUCCUGUACGUCAGUCCCAAUCUCUACGUCUAAUAUGCUCUCCUCAUCCGGCAAUGGCACCAACAUCCACCCCUGUUCUAUGUCCCCACCGCUGCCGAUGUCUCUCCCCAUGCCUACCAUGGGCUUACAUGGAUCGAUCAAGGGUUUCAUGGGCCAACACCAGAAUCCCCAAAUGGAGCCACUUCUCUUCAAGGGGAACUCGAAGGAAAACGUCCAAGAGACUCAGAUCUAAAAACAAAAGCGAGAGUAUAGAGAGAGAGAGUGAGCAAAAGUUGGAGACAGAGAGGGGAUUGAUGUUGGGUUUAUGCGCGGAAUGAUUAGACACUAGAGUGCAUUGACAUUACACCAGGAGAGAGGAUAGACUGACACGGCAAUACACAAACACAGACUUAUCCGUGACAGUGUACUGAGCCAAGGAUUACCACAAUGGGCCACUUGUGUUUGUAGUAACGAUCAUGGCCAUGGAGAUCAAGGAAUGGACAUUGCUACAAUGUAAAUCUGUGCCAAAGCAAAUGUUUUUUGCAGUUUCUACAAGCUGUGUUCUCAUAGGGAAAAACUAGCCUUUAGGAGUAAUCAGUCCCCAAAUCGUUGUUGGCCAGCAGAGAUGAAAGACAUGCACAGCACUUACCACACUGAAGAUCGGAGAUAUUACAGAACAAAAUCCAAGAGACAUUUUUCUUCCACACAAAACACAAGCCACACUCUCUCUCAAGUGACUCAAUAGACUCCCUCAAGGUGACAAUUAUGUAGGCAUAAAUAGAUGGACAAAAAGGUACAGUGCAGUACAAACUACUGUGAAAAAUCCACAAAUUAUAUAAAUAUAUUUUCAUUUAAAUAUGUAUCAUUGCAGACUCCGAUGCAGAGAUAUUUUGGGGUGGAUGUAGUUUGUUUCUUUGUGGAUAAUCAGGGGCGGUGAUAGUGGAGGUUGGUAUUGAUACAUGUUUUAAGUUUGGCUACUUCUCAGAAACAUAAGGGCUCAAUUGCAACACUCAUUGUGAAUCUUUGAAUUGGCUUUGUGACAUAAAGUCCAUUUAGGUUGUAGAACAGUAAAUGCAGAUCUCUGUUUGACAAACUUUUUUCUGUUGCUUCAGUAAUAAUCAUUACAAACUUUUGUGUUCUGAGAGUGUAUUAUGUAUUUUGUAAAAGCCAGCUACUUGGUAUUUGAAUUGACAAUUCUGAUACUUAAAUGCCAGCAUCAAAUAAUUGUUGAAACGAUGUUCCACAAACACGGAAAGCUAACCCAUUGCAAAGACCUGUAUGGGUAAAAUAAAGUGUUGACAAUGUGUUAUUUGAAUCAGAUCAGUAGCCAGAUAUUUGCUUUUAGAGAGGAAUUUGAUAUGACCUCCUUGCUCAUGGUUACCAUAAUCAUGCCAUAAAAUGCUGUCACAAGGAUGAUUAGACAUCUUUCUGCAGCAUCAUUCAAGAAGGGAUUAAACAUCCAUCUUAGGAUGAUUGGAAUGAAUGGAAAUGUACAGUAUAUUAAUAAUAAUAAUGUCUGGUUGUAUGACAAUUGUAAGAUCCACAUUUUUACAGUGUAACUUUCAUAUGUUAAAUGCCAUUUACGCUUCUUGCGUUUCAACUAUGUAUUUCUUUAUUUUUGUUAGUUUGAUAUAAUGUGUACAGUUGUCUAGCCAUGUAUCAUUACGUGUGAAAUAAAUCAAUCAUAUAUUGGGUUGUGGCGGGUCAAUAUGGCAACCACAUUAGUAAAGAGUGAGACAUUAUGCAGGCCUCUGUGCUAAACCUGGAUUGAAUGUAUGGUUUGUGGUUUAGCCAUUAGUCAUCCUGGUAAUGAUAGGUGCUGCUUUAUUAACAUGUUCAGAGAGGCUUUUAGAUGUUCCACAGACACGACUGGUUUUGCAAAAUGAGUGUUUUUAACAGAACUAGAUGAUAAGUUAUUCUUAAUGAAGGUGCUUUUGUCUGACAUUAGACCCCAGUAUGCUUCUCCUAUGGUGGUUCUUUUGUGCUAGUCUGGAAAUCGGUAGAAGAAUUGAGAAAAGAAGUAUAAUAAAUAAAUUAUCUCUUUUUUUUUAUAAUUAUCAAGCAGGAACCUAAAAUGUUUGUUGCAAUUGAGCACAAACUGGACCAGUUAUUCCAGAUAAUGUACCUGAGAUAGUAUUAUCAACAAAGUCAUAUCAACAAGGUUUUCGACUGUAAUGCGGCUCUGUACGGGAUUUUGCUGGGUUUUUUCUGUUGCAACCCUCCAUUACAACUGCAUUGCUUAUAUAUAGGAGCUGUUUUAUGUGAUUGAUGAUGUUUUUUCUUAUCAACAACAAGCCCACACUUAUUCGACGAAGAGGACACUAUGGAAUAGUAAUAAUAGUGAUGAUAAUAUGAGUGAUGGUAUCAGACAAAACCCACCCAGAAUGCACUGUCACAGAGGUUAAUUGAAAUGAUUUCAUGUUCUAUGGAAAGGAACAUCUUCUGCAUCAAUGCACACCCCGUUCAUCCUGUUUAAUGAUCUAUGAUAAUAUGCCUGGUUAUACUUGCGAUACCACAUGUAAACUCAUUGAUCAAACAACUCAGUAUGUCUAAAUUACAGUUUUCUCAACUUGGUGUUUUUUUGUCGUGAAUCUCAUCGAGAAGCAUCGUAAAUGUAAAUGUGUUGCAACCCCGCAAACAGAUCUAGUGGGCAGGGUUCAACUGUAGCCCCACAGAGACACAAAUGGAAUAUAAAUGAAGGCUAAAGACACAACAUAUGGGCCGCUCCCUUGAUGUGCUACAUUUGGUGGCUCUGCCGUCAGAUUUGAAAGAGCAUACUAGAUAUCUCCUUGUGUUCUGCGUGUGAGGGUGCAUUGCUGCAUGUUAACUGUGGAACAAGUCUUUUUACCUGAACGCCGCUUUGGCAGUGUUUUAUUACGAUGGUGACUCACCUAAUGGGCACAGAAAUGUUCCUUUCAUACCUCUGGACAUCCGUUACAUGCAACAUGUAACACAAUUAUCAUCAUUAUUAUUAACAUUUUGAGGAAAUGCAGAAGCUUUUUGUUACAUCUUAGUAUAGUGGCUGCCAUUGUACACAUUGAUGCGAUUUAAAAGGAGGCUCAUUCUGCAGCAGUGUGACCCCUUUUAAUGAAGAUCACAAGCUUGAGACUAGAAUCUGAAUAUGUGCAUAUUGGGCAACUGUACCUCACUGUUUUAUAUAGUAUAUGGUGUUGAAUCGAUGCAGUUUGGCUACAGAUGGAGUACUGGCAUAUGUGUAUCCUCUGCACCAUCCGUUGCUUAUAAUGGAUGCUUCAGCCCAGAUGACAUUUCUUGUUUUGUUGGAAGCAAAGCUCCUAAAUGAAAAGGAUUAUCAAAUCUGAGACACCAAAUUGCAAGACAAGAAAAUGGAAUGAACUGUUGGUCUUUUAAAGGUAAGCUGUUCUGUUUGAUAAAACAAUGUAAACAAAUGACCUGGGUCUGUUUUGAAAGCUUUUUAAAAAGAGAGCGAGAGAACAGUGUUAAGCUCUAGAAGAAAUUAGAUUUGUUUCAUACAAAAUAAUUAUGAAAAAAGUAAUUUUGUGUAGUUUUGUUUCCUAUUUUAUUUUCCAGUUGUUGGUUGUAUCUCGGUAUGUGAUAUUAUCAAUUUGGGUCUUUAUGUAUUGUCAUUAAAUGUCAUUUUUUUCAUGCCUUCAUCCAGGUACAGUGUGGCAGAAGAGUGUAUUUCUUCAAUUAUAGCAAAAUCAACAUGUGCUGCACUUGCACUUCAAUGACUGUCAUACAAUGACUGAGAGGUAUAUUAUUUCAUUGUUUGCUACUUCUGUGACUUCAGUCAGGAGUUAUUCUGCUAUUAGAAACAUAUGUCACUUUCAUUCUUUGUUGUGAUUUUAACCAACAGAGCACCACAACUAACUAAAUCAGAAGUUUAACAUGAUGAUGUUUCAAAUAAGUUAUUGCGUGAAAUUUUAUAAAACAAAAUGAACAAAGUCCUAACAUUUACUCUGUUUACACUGUAUUUUGUUACUUAAUUUUUUUUGUCUUCUCGCACUUAUUUAUCAAAUCAGGAAACAGGACACACGUUCAAAAUAAGGUCAUAGUUGGACGCAAUGGCCCCUUGUAUUGCUGCUACGUCCACACUUAUAUUGUGAUAGCUGGUAGCUUGUUUUAUAAAAGGCCCGUGCAAAUGUUACGGCAUUACAGCAAAUGUAGCGAGGGAAUUUAAAACAGUGCCAGCAGCUAACAAACUGUCAAAGAGUCAACCGUUUUCCGAUGGCGCAAAUACAUUUCUUGAACUGUAAACUGUUAUCACGAAAAAUGAACAAACACAAACUGAUCUUACUGAUUGAAAUCCAAAUAACAAAUUGAGUUAUAGCAGCGGGUGUAGAAGUAUAACCUCCUGCAAUCACUGCAGCAUGACAACCGCCUUAAUAAAUCAAGUGGUCCAUCAUGUUACAUUAGUGUAAUUGUACAUAAACCCGCAUUGCCAUUUUUGAUUAUUUGCAUAUGUUGGGCAUUUUCAAAUCCAACAAAUAAAAGGCAACAAAUCAGAUCCUUUCGUGAAUAGUUAAACAUUUCCUUCGCACUGCAAAUGUAAAAUCAACUCAGUCCAUUCGGGGUUUUGUUCCUGACAUCUCCAGAUCAAAUACACUAACUCAUUUUUAUGCUUUUAUGUGCAGGCCUUCAAUAACAUCAUUAUCACUAGUUCUUAUCUUGCUUCACUGUGUGGUAUUCUGUUCAUCUGCAUGUUCCAGAGUUGACAUUUUUUAACUUAUUUAGAACCCCGAGGUGAGGUGGAACUCUAUAGACUAUCACAGAUGUCCCCUGCGCAGUGCAAGCGCAACCCUCGUUACGAAACAGCAACCUCAAGGGAUUCAUGUAACAACAAAUGCAUCAGCCAUGAACCGUGACAGUGAAUUUGAAUGAUAUGUUUAGAGAAAAUGUGUGGGCCUUACAGCACAGGGAAUUGAAUUUGAAAUGUCUUAGGGGGCACUAUGUAAAGUUAUUUUCUUGAAUGUAAUUGUACUUGGCUUGUACUCCGGUCCCCAAAGACCUCAGUCCCCAUGAGACUUCUUGGAAAUAAAGGCCUGUAUGCUGAAAUAGCAAUGGAAAAGACA
This is a messenger RNA of Anarrhichthys ocellatus (wolf-eel), 7843 nucleotides long. RefSeq names its product leucine rich repeat containing 4Bb (gene lrrc4bb). Gene Ontology annotation, molecular function: signaling receptor binding. Bases 808 to 3045 code for a protein of 745 amino acids. Gene Ontology annotation, cellular component: plasma membrane; postsynaptic density membrane; glutamatergic synapse. NCBI's taxonomy places the organism in Eukaryota, Metazoa, Chordata, Actinopteri, Perciformes, Anarhichadidae. The record is from RefSeq and is a predicted model, not a curated record. Gene Ontology annotation, biological process: regulation of presynapse assembly; synaptic membrane adhesion; positive regulation of synapse assembly. The transcript has 3 exons.